UCCUGGCCCCGGGCCCGACCAGAUGCAGUCGCGGGCCGUGGAGACGCGCGUCCAGCUCGACAUCCUGGAAGGCCAGCCCCGGGGGACGGUGGUCGGCGCCAUCCCAACCAAGCCCGGCUUCACGUACCGCUUCAACGAGCCGCCCAGGCAAUUCACACUCAACUCCACCACGGGCGAGAUCCGGACCACCACCGUCCUGGACAGGGAGUCGUUGCGCAACGAGCGCUACGACCUGGUGGUGCUGUCCUCCCAGCCCACCUACCCCAUCGAGGUCCGCAUCGUGGUGGUGGACAUCAACGACAACAGCCCCGAGUUCCCGGAGUCCUCCAUCGCCGUCAGCUUCUCGGAGAGCGCGGUGGCGGGCACGCGGCUGCUGCUGGACGCGGCGUCCGACCGCGACCAGGGCGUCAACGGCGUCUCCAACGACUACGAGAUCGUGGACGGCAACGUGGAUGACAAAUUGAGGCUGGAGGUGACAGACAACCCGGCCGGCGGCGCGUACCUCCACCUGGAGACGACGGGGAAGCUGGACCGCGAGACGCGCGCCCACUACCGCCUCAACAUCUCCGCCAGGGACGGCGGCACGCCGCCCAGGCACGGCUACCUGCAGGUCAACGUCACCAUCCUGGACGUCAACGACAACCCGCCCAUCUUCGACCACUCGGACUACACCGUCUCCCUCAACGAGUCCGUCACGCCGGGCACGGCCGUGCUGCAGGUGACGGCCACUGACUCGGACGACGGCGACAACGCCAAGAUCACGUACUACCUGUCCGACGCGGAGCGGCAGUUCGCCGUGGACCCGGAGACGGGGGUCAUCACGACGACGGAGGCGCUGGACUGCCCCCGGCAGCAGAGCUGCCCGCAGGCCGACGCCGGCCCCGACGGCCAGGUGGCGGCCCAGGUGCCGCCCCGGCGCGGUGGCUGCCCCAAGUCGUGUGUGUUCACCGUGUUCGCCAGGGACCACGGCAGCCCUCGACAGGACGGCCGCACCUACGUCACCGUCAGCCUGGUGGACGCCAACGACCACGACCCCACCAUCCGCUUCCGCUACUUCCCCGCCACGGCCACGUUCGCCACGGUGGACGAGAACGCCGCCAACGGCUCCGUGGUGGCGGCCAUCUCCGUGGUGGACCAGGACGAGGGCCCCAACGGCGCCACCACGGUGGCCAUCGCCGCCGGCAACGAGCUCAACCACUUCCGCCUCGACUCUCUCAACGACUUUGACAUCGUGCGCGUCAACGGCGUGCUGGACCGCGAGCAGGUCAACAAGUACAACCUGACGAUCGUGGCGGUGGACAAGGGCUCGCCGCCGCGCACCGCCACGUCCUUCCUCAUCAUCCAAGUGAACGACGUCAACGACCAUGAGCCGGUGUUCACCAAGAGCGAGUACUCGGCCGUGCUGAGCGAGCUGGCGCCGCCCGGGACGUACGUGGCGGGCAUCACGGCCACGGACGAAGACACGGGCGUCAACGCGCAGCUCUACUACGCCAUCGUGUCGGGCAACGACCAGCAGUGGUUCCACGUGGACGGCGCCUCGGGGCUCGUCACCACCAGGGCGGCCCUGGACAGGGAGAUCCAGGGCACUGUCGAGCUCAACAUCUCCGCCAGGGACGGCGGGCCCAACCCCAAGUGGGCCCUCACGCAGCUCAAGGUCACCAUCUUGGACGAGAACGACGAGAGCCCGCGCUUCUCGCAGGACACCAUCAGCGUGUCGCUGGCCGAGGGCACGCCGCCGAACACGCUGGUGGCCAUGCUGACGGCCGCGGACCACGACCAGGGCACCAACGGCAGCGUCACCUACUCUCUGCAGGCCGACAGCAGCGCCAUCACCAAGGCCUUCGCGCUGGACUCGGUCACCGGCCAGCUGACCACGAAGACGCUCCUAGACCGCGAGGCCACGCCCAGCUACGAGAUCGUGGUGCUGGCCAAGGACCAGGGCUCACCCGUCAGGUCCUCCACCGCCACGGUACACCUCACCGUCCUGGACGUGAACGACAACUCACCCGUGUUCUACCCCGUGCAGUACUUCGCGCACGUGCAGGACGACACGCCUGUGGGGGCGUCGCUGGCGCGCGUGACGGCGCGCGACGCGGACGACGGCGACAACGCGGUGGUGCGGUACUCGAUGGAGAGCGGCGGCGAGGGCCUGUUCGAGGUGGACGAGGCCAGCGGCGUGCUGUCGCUCCGCGCGCCGCUGCGGUCCGCACAGAAGUCGCUGUACCGGCUCAAGAUAUCCGCCAAGGACGCCGGGGACAGGCGCGCCGCCGAGGACUGCGUCGUCGAGGUGGUCAAGAGCCGCGCCCUGGAGAAGCUCCAGUUCGAGUCCCCGCGCGGCUACAACUUCACGGUGCUGGAGGACGACGCCAGGGACGAGGCCGCGCUGGGCCGCCACGUGGGCCAGGUGUCCGCGCGCGGCGAGUCCGUCAAGUACCGCGUCGUCGACGGCGACCCCGACAAGGUGUUCCACAUGGACGAGCGCACCGGCGUGUUGUCGACGGCCAGCCGCGUGGACCGCGAGCAGGCCGCCGCCUACCGCCUCACCGUCACGGCGCGGUCGGGACUCGCCAUCGGCCAGGUCGUCAUCAACGUGACCGUGCAGGACGUCAACGACAACGAGCCCAGCUUCCCCAAGGACCGCGAGGACGUCCGCCUGGCAGAGAACGCCGCCGUGGGCCAGGAAGUCUUCCUGGCGCGCGCCCAGGACCGCGACGCUGCCGCCAACAGCCUGGUGCGCUACAGCCUGAGCGUGAACCCGGACGACCAGUUCCGCAUCGUGGACACCACCGGCGUCGUGUACCUGAACCGCCCCAUCCUCACGGACCCCGGCACUUCCAUGCAGCUCGAGGUGACCGCCUCGGACUCCGGCCGGCCUGCGCUGUCGUGCCGGCUGGCCGUCGUGGUGACCGUGGAGGACGUCAACGACCACACGCCCGUGUUCGACCACACCUCCUACGAGACGUCGCUCCUCGAGUCCACGCCCGUCAACAGCCGCUUCUUCGCGCUGGCCGCGUCGGACCAGGACCUCGGCGCCAACGGCCUGGUGUCCUACAGCAUCACGGAGGGCGACGGCGAGGGCAAGUUCGGCGUGUUCCCGGACGGCUUCCUGUACGUCCGCAGCGCGCUGGACCGCGAGGACCGCGACUACUACGCGCUCACGGUGACCGCCAGCGACCACGGCCAGCCGGCCCGGUCGUCGGUGGUGCCCGUGGUGAUCCACGUGGUAGACGAGAACGACAACGCCCCCGAGUUCAACAACGCCACGUUCAACCUGGUGCUGCGCGAGAACGAGCCGCCAGACACGUUCGUCGGCAAGCUGAGCGCCACGGACCGCGACAUGGGCCGCAACGCCGAGCUCACAUUCUCCAUCGCCAGCACCAACAACGACUUCGCCGUGGACCCCCGCAACGGCUUCAUCAAGACCCUGCACGUGUUCGACCGCGAGGAGCUGCUCCGCACCACCGGCCAGAGCGUCGUCACCCUGGAGGCCUACGUGUCCGACAACGGCACGCCGCGGCUCCGCGACAAGGUCAAGGUGAACGUGUACAUCGCGGACGUCAACGACAACCCACCGCGGUUCCUGCGCACGCCCUACCGCACGCAGAUGUCCGAGGGCGCCAGCGUGUCCACGCAGGUGCUGCGGGUGUACACGUCGGACGCCGACGAGGGCCUCAACGGCGACGUCUUCUACUCCAUCCUGUCCGGCGACCCGGAGGGCCGCUUCACCAUCGACGAGGCCACGGGACAGAUCACCCUGGCCCGGCCCCUGGACCGAGAGACCGUCUCCAAGUACACGCUCGUCGUGGUGGCCAUGGACGCGGGGCUGGCCGUCAGACUCAACAGCACGACCACCGUGACCGUGGACGUCCUCGACGAGAACGACAACGCCCCCGAGUUCACGCAGAGCGAGUCACACAUCAACGUGAUUGAGACCACCGCCGUCAACACCAAGCUCAUCCAGUUCCGCGGCUCCGACGCCGACCUGGGCGUCAACAGCGAAGUCACCUUCUCCAUCACGGCCGGCAACCGCAGGGACACGUUCCACCUCAACGCCAAAACCGGCGAGCUGUCGCUGCACAAGCCCCUGGACUUCGAGGACCUCAACGUGUUCACGCUCAACAUCACCGCGUCGGACGGCGGCAGCCCGCGCUUGUCCACCACCAUCCCCUUCAAGGUGACGGUGGAAGACGCCAACGACAACCCGCCCGCCUUCCCCAACACGGCCAUCGUCCGCCAGAUCCGCGAGGGCAUCCCCGUCAACACGCCCAUCGUGACGGUGACGGCCGAGGACCCCGACAGCGGCGCCAACGGCAGGAUCGUGUACUCGAUCGCGGCGCAGGAGCCCGAGGGCCGCAGCAACCACUUCGGCAUCAACGCGGCGACGGGCGUAGUGCACACGCUGCUGCCCAUCGACCGCGAGGCCGUGGACACCUUCCGCCUGACCGUCGUGGCUUCGGACCAAGCAGAGCCGCCCAGCGCGCGCCUCAGCGCCGAGAAGCUGGUGACCGUCAUCGUGGAGGACGUCAACGACAACGCGCCCGUCUUCACCUCCAUGGCCGCCGUGGUGCUGCCCGCGCACGGCGACCUGGUGACCACCGUGGUGGCGCAGGACGCGGACUCCGGCAGCAACGGUCUCGUCACCUACGAGCUCGUCAGCGGCGACCGGGAGCUCUUCGCGCUGCAGCGCAGCUCCGGGGCGCUGAGCCUCCGCCGCGCGCCCUCGGCCGCCAACUACCGCUACCAGCUCGCCGUCAAGGCCACGGACGAGGCCGUGCAGGUGGACCGCCUCUCCACCGACGCGUACAUCACCGUGCUGGCCGCGGGGGAGCCUGGGCCCGAGUUCGUCGGCGGCAGCGCGCGCGGUCAGGUCGCCGAGAACAUGCCGGCGGGCACGUCGGUCGCCACGGUUCGCGCCGUGCUGCCCUCGCGGCCCGACGCCGUCCUCGAGCUCUACGUGACCAACGUGACGGCCUGCGGCUCCGGCGCGCAGGCCGACCGCCUGUUCGCCGUGGACCCCAAGCUGGGCGUCGUCUCGACCACGCAGCCCCUGGACCGCGAGGCGGGGCCGCCCUCCGCUCCCUGCUACAACGUCGAGGUCUUCGCCACCGUCGCCGGGGCCAAGCGCCCGCAGACUGCCAUGACAACGUUUUGA
This is a messenger RNA of Thrips palmi, 5152 nucleotides long. Its product is annotated as cadherin-related tumor suppressor-like. The coding region runs from base 23 to 5152 and encodes 1709 amino acids. The transcript is spliced from 2 exons. Gene Ontology annotation, biological process: homophilic cell-cell adhesion. Gene Ontology annotation, molecular function: calcium ion binding. The record is from RefSeq and is a predicted model, not a curated record. NCBI's taxonomy places the organism in Eukaryota, Metazoa, Arthropoda, Insecta, Thysanoptera, Thripidae. Gene Ontology annotation, cellular component: cell-cell junction; plasma membrane.